UAUAGAGGCUAGUGUUGGUGGCGUUUGUUUAUGUGUUAGUGUGAUUUACCAGCGUGGUGGGUAUCGGGUGAAAAGCAGUACAGAGCUUACAAUGUAUUGACCAGGUGGUGGCAUGUUUCUCAGGAAGGAGUUGUUCGUCUUGGUUUUGAGUUAAUUGAAACAGUGAACAUGUUCAACAAAAAGGCAGCUACGGACUCCCAUCGGCUGACACCUAACUACAUGCCCAGCAGGAGCAUCACGCCAAACAAAAACGACGAAAAAUGGAACCAAGCGCAACACGAUCUUAUGGUCAAGGUGGGUCAGAUGGAGAAGGAGGUAAAGGCUCGAAAGGAGGCAGAGGAAAGGUACAAGGAUACACUGGUCAAGAUGGAACGGCUCCAGAUGGCUCUCCAGGAAAAGAGUAAUAUAAUGGACGCUGAGACUCGGGAGAGAGAGGCAGCCGAAGAAAGGUGCGAAACGUUACAUAAGACCAUAGACAAGCUGGAGGAAUAUCUGAGAAAGAAGAGCUCUCAGGAAUACACUAGAGUGGGAAAGUCCGAGACAGACAGCGUAACGAAGUCCCUUGCUGACGUAAUCGGCCUGGAAAACGAACUAAAGAGUAAGACAAAGCAUCUGGAGAAAGCGGACCUAGCGAGGCGGAGGUACAAAGAACGGUGUACGCAGCUCCAGAAGAAGCUUUCUGAUAACGGCCUAGUGACGGACGACGGUUGGAAAUCUGACGAGGAGGACGGCAUCGCGGAGGAGCUCGAUUUCUAAAUGAUAAGCUGUACAUGAAUGUGUUAAACCUCUGUGGCUACAGAAGCUGCGGUUAGAUAUUUGAUUCACACAGUUGUCAUAGUGCAAGGGUACAGUACGAACUGUGGGAUUUGCAUGAUGCGGGUUCUUACCUACUGUCGUAUGGGUGAGAGAGUUGGUGAUAUACAGCGUGAAUGUGAUGGUUACACAUGUUAACAGGGUAGCUUACUUAAACAAAUGGUAGAGAUCUAGAGGGGCCGAUGUUUGCGAUGGAUACAUUUGCACUGUUCUAUAAUGUCUAUAUAAAGUAGUAGUGUGAUACCUAGAUGUUUUGUAGCGUCCACGUGUCUUAUUGACAGUGACCAGAUAUAUCAUAAUGUCCAAAUGUUUUAUAAUGUCAAGAUGUUUGUAAUGCCCAGAUGUUUAAAGUGACAAGACGUUCACUAAUGUCAAGAUGUUUCAAAGUGUCUUAAUAUUUUAUAAUGACAAAUAUGUAAAAGUGACAACAUGUUCCCUAAUGUCUAGAUGUUUCAUAAUGUCUAAAUGUUUUAUAAUGUCUCAAUGUUUUCUAAUAUACAGAUGUUUUAAUUGACAAAAUGUUCCCUUAUGUCUAGAUGUUUCAUAAUGUCUAGAUGUUUCGUAAUGUCUCAAUGUUUUAUAAUGCCCAGAUGUUUAAAGUGACAAGAUGAUCCCUGAAGUCUAGAUGUUUUAAAAAGUUAUGUCCGAACGUUUUGUACUGCCAAAGAUGUUUUGUCGACGAUCUUGUAGUUUUAAAAACUUAUACCUUAAGUCGUUAAAACAUAAUAUGUUCAAAUAGCUUUUUUAGAGAAACAUCUACCACAAAUACGUUUUUCUUUAAGUUAACAUUUUAAUGCCUAUCGAUGUAAUUGCAAUAUUGAAUAUCAUGAUUUUGGAAAUGUUUUUUCAAGAAAGGUUUUCAAUAACUUGUCGCUAUUAAUUAGGUUUCUAUGGACAAAAAGACCCAAGUACCAACAUUUUCAAUUUUAUGUAUCAGAUGUGACGCACUGCCAAUAAACGUUUUGUGAUGCCUAUGUUUCAUACAAUAUUGGGACUUAAUUACAUAUACAAUACUGUCCUGAAAUGCCCAGAUGUGAUGCCUUAAAAUGCUCUGAUAUCUUGUAAUGCUCUGAUGUCUUUUAAUGUUCAUAUGAAUUGUAAUGCCCGGAUGUCUUGUAACGUUCGGAUACCUUGUAAUGCCCGGAUGUCUGUCUUGUAAGGUUCGGAUACCUUGUAAUGCUCGGAUGUCUUGUAACGUUCGGAUACCUUGUAAUGCCCAGAUGUCUUGUAAUGCCCGGGUGUCUUGUAACGUUCGGACACCUUGUAAUGCCUGGAUGUCUUGUAACGUUCGGAAACCUUGUGAUACCAGGAUCCUGUUCAGGAAGCCGUAUUGUGACAAUUUUUCAUCAGACGGUCGGCCUGAAUCCCUGUACAAUGAUAUUAUUUACUUACUUCUGACAAUAAGCUAUUCCGUCUAUGGAGAUCUGGGAUCCAUUAUAUGAAUGUGUGCUUAAUUUAAUGCAAAUGUAUUGUUUUUUUCUUAUUAUGACUUUCAGUUUUUGAAUUCACCUUUUCCCCUCUAAUCAAUUUUUUAUCUUUAGUCAGCAGCAGAUUUGAUUUCAGGUACUAAUUUUUAAGCUGAAUUUCUCGCAUACAUUUAUGUUAACUUGAAUCUGCAUCAAACCCAUUCAAUACAUUACAAAAUAUGUACCGUAUGUAUGUAUAUAUUUGAACGAAAUUAAUUAAAUACAUGUAAAGACACAAAACGAAAAAGACGUUUUCUAGUUGACGUAUUUUAUUGAAUAAAGUCAGUAAUAAUUGAACAUUUUUUUUACUUUCUUUUUCUAUACCAUAAAAUACUAUAAGACACCUUCAUGCCCAGGGGUGUAGUUCAAGUUCAUUUAUUUCCUUAAGCUUUACAGCUCAUCAGUUGUGCAUAUAUACAGUGCAACAUAAAGUAAACAAUUAUACACCAACACGCAUACACACCACUUCCGCACCUACUCCUAGAAGUGUAGAGAGAUAUCUUGCACCGCAUUUUCGCUCUCUACAACCCUGGAAUAUGUCAUGGCAAAAUUAAAGGCACGAAGAUAGCUGUUUGAUUGGUCAUACUUAGAUAUUGGUUAAUUUUUUUUUUGCUAGUAACUGUGUUUUAAAAUCAUGUUUCGACACAUUAGUCGAAUUGAAUAUCAGAAAACCUAAUUGUAAAAUUAAUUGGGUUUAUCAAAUAAGCAUGAACUAUGUAGUCUGGGUUUUAAUUAUAUUUGGACUUGACAAUAUGUACAAAAUGAAAUUCUUGUUUUUGCAAAUGUAUGCUCAACGUGUUCAUGAUGUAUUUAUCCAAGAAUUACGCAGUGCUUUUGAUGCAUCUUCCAAAUGUUAUUGGUACCAGCAUCUUGUUGAUACCUUUUGCGUCCAAUUCUAUCUGACUAAGCCCAUUAAUUUUAGGGUAAAAAAGAUAUUGAGUCUAUUUCGCAUGCAAGCACAGUCUUAACAUAGAAUCUGGGCGCUAUAUCAACAUUCCAAGAGCUCAGAGAAUAUGUACAGUCUGCGAUAAAAAUGAUGUCAAAGAUGAAGUACAUUUUGUACUUCUUUGUCCUGAAUAUUUUGAUUUAAGAAAAACAUACAUCAAACAGUAUUAUUAUCGACAUCAAAGUGUCUAUAAACUAAUAGAAUUAUUUACCUGUAAAAGUGUUAAAUCUUUAAAAUAGACUGGGGAAAUAUUUGUUGCACGCUAAAAUGAAAAUUCUUCUAGCUCAGUAGUGAUAUUAUAUUAAAAUAUUAUUUGAAACUACUUUGUUAUAAGUGUACAUGUAUAAUAAUAGUUAUUUAAUAUUCGUUAACAGCGCGUUAAAUAAUACUUUAAUGGCAUACCAUAAUUCUUUCUGUUCAUGCAUAAACAAACAUAUUUGAAUGGAAUUGUCCUGCGCCAUCUUGUACAUUACAUAUGAAUUUUGAAUAACUAAUUAUGUAUAUUUGUAACCUAUAUGCUGUAUUGCAUUUGGAUAUAAUAAAAUUUGAAACUUGGUCUCAGGUAAAAAAAGGUUCGAACUUGUCUUCUUGUCUCAACAACAAGGUGGCGCACAUCGAGCCUUCAAUUUCGCUAUGACAUAUUCCAGGGGUGUAGAGAGCAAACGAGAGCGUAACCCCUGGAUAUCGAGGAUAUUUGCACUGCUAAACAUAAUGUAAUUACUAAUAGAAUAAUAUUUGAUGAUAAUGACAUAUUAAUGUAUUACUGACAAACACUAGAUACAAUUGACUUAAUUCAGUACAUUUGGUCGUUUUCUGCUAGCGAUUCUUACAUAUUUAGCCAAAUGAGUUAUUUCUUUUUUAUUUUCUGUUGAUAACAACUUAAUAAAUUUAUCGUACUUGUAUGUCUGAUAGAGAAAGGUUUACUAAAUGAAUUGCGUAAAUCGGAAUUAAGCGGACAUUUAAGAACAAAAUGAAACUCGUCUUCUGCAUCAUUAGAGGCACAUAACGAACAAACCCUGUUCCUGUGUUCAAUACCUUGGUAUCUACCAGUUUCUACGUUAAGUUAAUGAGAAGAUGUUCUAAUCCUUACUAAUUCCUUCAAGUGUUAAAUAUCAAUAAACUUUUUUAAGUAACUUUGUAAAACAAACUCAUCUCAGAGAUAUUUGUAUAGAUUACAUUUAGAAGAAGUGUUGAUUUUUUCUGAACAUUCCUGUUUGAAAAUAUCCGUGAUUCUUUCUUUAAAAAUUGACACUAAAUCAUCUUAUAUGUCUUUCAAUUCCCAAAAAUAUCCCAAUCCGAUCCUAAACAAUUCAUUUUUUAUACUCAUAAGCCAAUGAUCUUCACAGUCCGACAUUUCUUCAUAACAUGCCUGAAGUAUACAAUUAUCUGUCUUACGCAAUAUUAUCCAAUACUUAAACAUUCUUAACUUACGACUAACUUCCCUUGGAUAUGUUCCUAAUUCAAAAUAUAUCAUACAAUUUGGAGUAGUUUUACGAACACCAAGUAGAUUUUUACAGAAACUUAAAUGUAAAUUUUCUAUAUCUGCUGUCUUAUGACUUCCCCAUAUUUCAGACCCAUAGUUUAAAAUGCUAGCGACAUAUGUAUCGAAUACCGACAAUAUUGUUUCAAAAUUAAAAAAAUGUUUUAUGACACACUUUCGUAAUUGCAAAUAAUGCUACUUUUGUUGCGUUUUACGAAACUUUCCGUUAUAAUUAAAUAAAACGCCAAGGUAAUUAAACUCAUCUAUAAUGUUUAAAUUGGACCCCAUUAUAUGUCCAGUAUUCAUUGUCACUCAAUUUACCACCGUUUCAAAAAACAAUCACGUUAGUCUUAUCAGUAUUCACUGUUAAAUCUCACGUAUUAGUAUAAUUUAAAAAAGAGAAUCUAGCAUCUUUUGAAUACAUUCAGGAAUUUCGGCUACAAUGACCAUGUCACAAGCGUACAGUAUAAGGAACAAAUUGAGUAACUGUUUUUCAAUAGAUGGACAAUUUUCUUCUAAAAAGUGUAUUUCACAAUCAUUUACAUAUAAGGAAAAUAAAAUUGGCGACAAAAUUUCUCCCUGGAAUAAUCCAUUUUUACAAGUGAAGAAGUUUGACAAUUUUCCUUCAUACUACACACAACAAUUAACUGUUUCAUAGAAAGAUCUUAUUAUAGUUAACAUUUACCAUCAAUACCUUCUCUUAACAAUUUGUACCAUAAUUCUUGACGAUUCACGAGAUCAAAUGCCUUUAAUCAACAGAACAGUAAUACAGGCUUUUUCGUUUCAUAAGUGUUUUUCUUAUAAAAAUGACAUCAACAGUAGACAUUUUCUUUUUAAAACCAAAUUGAGCGUCAGAAAUCUCACAAUAAGUUCUGUCAAAUUUAUAAAGCCUUUGAUUAAGAAUAGACGUAAAAAUCUUACCGAGGCAACUAACAAGAGAUAUACCACGGUAUUUUUAAAAAUUGGUACAAUGCAUCAUUGGCUCCAAAAAGUAGGAUAGUGACCUGAACCAAAUACAUUAUUAAAAAUCUUAAUUAGGCAAGGUAACAACAAUGUCCUACAUUUGAUAAAGGAUUCGUUUAUUCAUAUCUAAAUUUCUGAAAUCUGCAAUAAUUUCUUCUUCCUCAUUUUCCCUAACUAAUUCUGAAAAUGAAGCAGGAUAAUUAGAACGGUCAUUAUAAGUUAAAUGAUUAAAAAUAUUCUCAUUUAUGCUAGGUAGCGAAGUUGCCAGAUUUGAAAAAUGAUUAAAAAAGUCUUUCCCAGUUAAUGUACUUUUCUUCAAUUUCUUACGUUUUCCAAAAUGUUUAUAGAAUGACUAAGGGUAGUGUUAAAUAAUUCAUCUGGUUUCCAUUAUGCCCCUUAUAUUUUCUCUUGAGCCUAGUUUCAUAAAUCUUAUAAACACGUUUUUUGUUGAUUAAUAUAUAAUGCCGAUUUUCUACUGUUUUUGAAAAAUUAAAAUAUUUUAAUGCAGCUUUGCAAUCUUUAUAACGCCUUCUACAAAUCUCAUUAAACCAAGGUUUAUCUUCACACCGUUUCAGUUGCACCUUUUUAGAAAUAUUUCGAUAAACAGUUUGCGAACAAAAAGGUUGAACAAUAUCAUUUAACUUCACUGUGAAUUUUUCAAUACAAUCAUGAAUACUUUUAGAACUAAAAUCAACAGGGUCACACAAAGCGUACAGUUCAUCAAUAUAAUCAGGUAUUGCUUUGUUAACAUAUACUUUACAUGUGUUUCACUAUUAAUAUUUCUUGUGUGUAUGCUGUUUGACUUAAUUUCUCAUGGGUUAUUUUCAGACAAAAUAAAACAGGCAAAUGAUCUGAAAAAAUAUUAAAGAUUCCAGAUUAAAAAUUAGUUAUACUAGACAAUGUCGAUUCUUCUACUAACAAAUAAUCUAUUAGACUAGGUCCUCUGUUACUAUAAAAUGUAAUACUGCCAUUAGGGUCCUUACAGAUGAGGCUUUACACAGUGUUAACAUCUGUCGACCGAACACUGCCAUUAGGAUCCUUACAGAUGAGGCUUCCACAGUGUUAACAACC
Mizuhopecten yessoensis (Yesso scallop) is the source of this 6739-nucleotide messenger RNA. RefSeq lists its product as uncharacterized. The coding region runs from base 169 to 756 and encodes 195 amino acids. Lineage: Eukaryota; Metazoa; Mollusca; Bivalvia; Pectinida; Pectinidae. The transcript is spliced from 7 exons. The record is from RefSeq and is a predicted model, not a curated record.